CGCGUCACUACACUCACCCUUGCCCCGGAGCCCCUGAAGGAGGAAUACACGUGGACACCGAUCUGUAGGAGAAGAAAGGCCUGGCUUGGCGUCCUUCACCUGAGCUUGUCACGUAGGCAGGGAGGUGGGUGAGCCGUGGGCCUGCUGGUCCCGUCGGCAGCAGCAUGAUGGGCGUGGAGGUGGAACGUGUGGUGGGCGGGCUGUGUGCCGCCCAGAAGCUGGAGCGUGACCGAGCUGUGGCCGACCUCCACCUGAAGAUCAAGUCGUAUUCAUCAGAGCUGGUGCUGAGCCUCCACACAGCGCUGCUCCACAUCCUCACUGACUCCACCAGCCCCUGGGAGAGCAAGCAUGGGGGGCUGCUGGGGAUGCGUGCCAUGGUGGAGUCCUCGUGUUGCGGUGACCCUGAGAGCCCCAUACCGGGCGAGGCCAGACAGGCGGCCCUGCGACUCCUCACCCACCAGGAGGUCAGGGUGAGGCAGGCGGCAGGAGAGGUGUUGGGAGCCCUGUGUCAUCAAGAUGGAGGAGCCACAUAUGCUACCUGCUCUGGUAACAUCCUGGAGCUGGUCCGUAGUAACCUGGAGAGACAGGUGACUGAUGACGAGGCUUCCCGCAGCGAACACGAGAGUACGAGGCUGCUGAUGGAGAAGCUGUCAGCCGGCACGAGGGAGAGAAGGAACAGUGGUGAUGCAGCCAAGAUCUUCCAUGACACUGCUGGCUGGAGGAACCUUGAGACCAGCAUGAAGUGUCUGGAGCACAUGAUUACAGGCUCAGGACCCAAGUUUCUGCCUUACAUCAACCAGGACUUGCUGGACCUGAUCUUCCAGGCAUUGACCCACACCAACCGCUUUGUGAGGGAGACAGGCUUCAGCGUGUGCGGGGCCCUCGUGUCCUGUGGGGCUGAGGAGAGUGCUGAGCUGAUGGAGAGCAAUCCAAUGUUCACGUUUGGUGACCAACUGACACAAAACCUUGGCCAGGGUCUUGCUGAUAACUGGAGUCAGGUCCGUCUGGCAUCUUCGGUUGCCACACGCAAGUUCCUCAUGUCUCUGCCAGCAGCCGCCCGGGAACGCUUCUUUCCCACACUCCUCCCCCGCCUCUGUCUUAACCGGUAUUACGUUGCUGAGGGUGUGCGGCUCCACUCUCAGGAGACAUGGCGGCAGGUGACAGGCGCUGAGGGCAAGGCACUCGUGGAGAAGUACAUCGACUCUGUGGUGACUUACUACAUUGAGGCAACAGGUGCAGACAACCAUGCGGUGCGGGAGGCUGCCUGUGCCUGCAUCGCCGAGUUGGCCCUCAAGCUGACCACGGACGCAGUGAGGCAGCACGUCCCUCGCCUCCUGCACGCUCUCACCGUCUGCUUCACUGAUGACUCCUGGCCUGUGCGCGAUGCGGCCUGUGUGGCGUGCGGUAACUUCAUCCUGUGCUUCCCGGAGGAGUCACAGAGCUCCAUGGAAACACUGUACCCACUCUUCCUCAACAACCUGCAGGACAACAUCCCGUCAGUGCGUCAGGGGGCAGCCGUUGCCAUUGCCAAUGUGGUGCGUGCCUAUGGGAAGGACGUGCUACCCAUGGUGGUGGAGAAGAUGCACGAGGGCCUGAAGGGUGUGGAGGAACAGCCAUCCGAGAGUGAGCGGUAUGGAGACCUGGAGGGAGGCCUGAGCAUGUAUGGAGUGGUGAAGCGGAAGAGAGACAAUGACAUGGAACUCCACUCUAACAAACAGAUGUACUCGUGUGGGUCACUGGCUCCCAAGAUGGGGCGUGGGGGAGGCGGGUGCUCAGACUGCAGAUUCCGGCGGCCGCCUCAGCUGUGGGAGAGGGCAGACGGGUGUGUUUACCUGGCCGGGGAGUUGGCCGCCGUCCCUGAGGCUGCUGGGGAGGUGACGGCAUGCCUCCCACUGAUGGCAGAGGCAGUGCAGCACAGGCACUACACCAGCCACGUCACACUGCUGGAGACACUCUGCAAGACGCUGCCGCACCUCGCCCGCGGCCUUAGCAAGCGAGUGUUCAAGACCAAUCUCCACCUCUUCCUCGACUCCAUCUUCUAUGCCUUGGAGUGUGAGAAUGCCCUGACGUCCUCUGCUGCCAGCCAGUGUCUGAGCCAACUGUCCCAGCUGCUUGGACCCAACAUCCUGAGAGGCCGCGUGGAGGAGCACAACCCAAGCUACCUGAGGGCCCUGGAUGCCAAUGCCUUCACCGGUCCACUGUGAUGGCCAUCCUCAUCCACAUCAUUCACACACAGGUGGAUGGCUGCACCACCAUCACACUGCCUCCACCUGCAACAUCAUCAACAGCAGCAGCUUCAAUAUGUUUAAAAGGCUAUAACUGUGCUUUUAUUAAACUAUCCUGCUACUAUAUAAUUCUUUUAUCACUUACUCUUCUGUUUGCUGUGAAUGUAACUACUAUAGAUCACUGAAGACAUCGUGGUGAUUAUCGGUCACUCCAUCACUAACCCAUGUAACCAUCUAGUGACUUUGCCUCCACUCACCCAGAAAGAAAAGUUGUACAUCUCAGCUUAUAUGGAGUGGAUUUAACUUUGCUUACAUUCGUUGGUAUUUCUUAAUUGUCAAAGUCAAAUAUUUUAAGUCCAUGUGUUUAUUAACAAGUUGCAUGUACCUGAAUUACUAAUGGCUUGUUCACAUUGCUGUUUCAUUUGGGAGCGUCAAGUUUUCUGUGACUUGCGGACAUGGGGCUAUGCACUGGUCCUGAUUAUGGGGAAACGUUGGACUGUCUUCAUCACCUGUGUCUGCUGGAUGUUAUAGUUAUCCUUUGCCUGAUGAUUUCAUUCAUUCCUUCAUAUAUUAAUCAUGGGUUAAGCUUAAGACUGUCUAUAUCACCUUGUAAGCUUAUUUUACUUUAUUCAUCCUUUGUUUCAAUUAGUGCUUUAGAGUUUAGAGGCUCCAUUACUUGAUGAAUUUAUCCAGACAAAAUUGGUUGUGAAGCAGCAAAGAGCACCCCCUUGGUGGCUGCCUGCACCACCUAAUGAAGCCGUAACAAUUAUGGCGAGGCGUAGCAAUGAUGUGCCAAUUCUUCAAGGGCAACACAAUAAGACGUGUGUGUGCCAUCGCUCACAAUCUAGCGUGAUGGAGCUUCUUUAAUUAUUCAAAGGAAUGUUAGUUAGAACGGACGCACUGCAGUGAUGCGAGCCUUUGUGAGUGUGUAGACAGCGCCAGGCUAGUAAUCUAUAUCUGUACCAUGGUGCAUAUGCCAAGGCUAUCCUGCACACCCCUCAAUGAUUUGUUAACUUUUCACAAUGCUCAGCUUGAUGGUGGUCAUUUUUUUCAUCCCUGACUUGUGGUGUGCACCAGACUGGGCUUUACCAGGCUAGUGGAGGAGUGACUGGGUCAGGGCUGGUGAAGGGAGGGAGGAAGGUUUCAAGGGCAUUAAUUUAGCAGAAAGAAAGGGCAUUAUUAUGAUUAAACUGUCCAGUGCGUGAUCUUUAAUAUGUACAAGGAAUUAUGGUAACUAUAGCCGAUCUAUGUGUACUUAGGCAGUCAUUGAUAUAUAUGAAUGUUAGAUAAAUAAACUGGUGAUUGUAACACAGGUAAACUAAUAUCUAAUACAAGUCACAGACAUGGAAAAUUAUCCUACUCAUAGUUUGUGUAUACAUGCAAAGAUAGGAAAGUUGUAAAGACACCAAACAUUACACUAAUAUAUCCGUUAUCUGUAUCUCCAAUGCCUUUUCACAAACAGGGUGGCCAUGGUAGAAGCAUCUCCAAUUUUCCCUUUUCUGGUGCAUUCAAUCCCUCGCCUGUCAACUCUCUCCAACACUUGGCCGCUCUACUGAUCUAAUUCACUAGUGGUCUUUCCCUGGCAGCCUUUCCAUCAAUCCUGGGAAACACUGAACAGUCACCCUCAUUAAUUCUUAUCACAUGUCCAAACCACCUCAGGAGUACCAUUCAAGCACUCCACAAUCUACUCCCUCUGUUACACCUAUACCAAAAUUAAUAUCUAAUCUGAUCUCUUACUUAAAACUCUUCCUUUCAUAUGGUUUCUUACCCUAUACCCGUUACAACCAUCUCUACUCCCUUUCUCUUUUCCUCUUUUUCUUCCUACAGCAGCACUUUUAUAGCUUUCCUCUGGUCUUCCAGCACCUCACUUUGCUUCCAUCCAAAAUAACAUAUCCACAUCAUUCACUCGGAAUCACUCCACAACUACAUAUCUUCUAUAUAUGACCAUUUCUACCAUUAUACUCUGUGUCGAGGAGUCUUUCCUACUAUACUACUGCACUUCUUUCCUCUUCUAUACUUCACUACUUUGCUGUUAUGCCCUGUGGUCUUUACUAUGCUUCUACUCUACUUCUCCCUCCUUUUUUCUACUUCUAUACUUCACCACUUUGCUGUUAUGCUGUCAUUGUCAAGGGGUCUGUUCUUUGCUACUACUUCUAUACUUCUCCUUACUUCACCACUCAUGCUUUCAGUGCCAAGGUGACUCUUCUACUCUUCACUAAAUCACACAGCUGCCAAAGUCAAACCUGUCUUGUUGUUAUGCACAGAUGUCUCUGCUCAACCAUUGGUAGUGGAUUCCUCACUGUGUUGGUAAGGUAAGAGGAGACCAACACUUAAUCUCUCUGCGUCACACUGCAUCCUUGUUUGGUCUUUUCCUGCUGGAAGAAGGAGACUAAAGUAUCAUACCAUCACAUAAAAGUAUAUUCAUUUCUAUCACUGUUAAAUUCAAUGUCAUCCUCACAGCUGUGCCUACGGUACUGGCUACUGUUCGUGUGCUGCAGAUGUUGGUAUUCACUGCUCAUUAAAUUGAAUUAUUCCCGGCGGCCUCCCAAGUGCAGGAUGCUUUGGGUGUCCUAACAUAACCAUCAAUAAUGUCUCAAGAUAAAAUUACAGUAAAAAAUAUACA
Molecule: messenger RNA, 4848 nt
Organism: Eriocheir sinensis (Chinese mitten crab)
Lineage: Eukaryota; Metazoa; Arthropoda; Malacostraca; Decapoda; Varunidae
Exons: 17
Coding region: 165-2204 (679 amino acids)
Cellular component (GO): cytoplasm; nucleus
Molecular function (GO): molecular adaptor activity
Source: RefSeq, a predicted model, not a curated record